This is a messenger RNA of Papilio xuthus (Asian swallowtail), 896 nucleotides long. It is a transcript of the gene myo, whose product is annotated as growth/differentiation factor myoglianin. The record is from RefSeq and is a predicted model, not a curated record. Gene Ontology annotation, cellular component: extracellular region. Lineage: Eukaryota; Metazoa; Arthropoda; Insecta; Lepidoptera; Papilionidae. Gene Ontology annotation, molecular function: growth factor activity; cytokine activity. The transcript has 2 exons. The annotation marks the transcript as partial.
AUUUUAUUUUUUUAUUAUUCUAAUAUAUUUUUUUAUUUUUUUAAAUCACAAUUUACGUUCUCAGAUACGCGGCGCCACAGUCACUUCAAAGGCCUGAAAGUAAUCAACUUCAGGUUCACAAGUAAGGUUCUUCAGAAUGAAGUAGACGAGGCGUUCCUCAACAUCCACGUCCAGGAGUUGGAGCAGCGGCUGAACGUGACGUUGGGGCCAGAGGAAUUCUUCUCAAUAGGUUUACAAGUGAACAGGGUGACGAGGAACAGUCAGGGUAGUAAAGCUUCUGUGCCAUACACGGAGAGCUCAAUAAAGAUGUCCAGAAAAGAACUGAAGAUCGGGAGAUGGGUCAAGUUGAAUGUGACUAAUAUGGUGGCGGAAUUCUUCAGGCUGCCGAGGGAGAACCUAGCUAUAGUUGUGAGAGUACAAGACUCCAAGAAUAGGAUGAGUUUGGUGGUACCACAUCCAAGCUCUGAAUCAAAUAAUGCUUUGAUGCCAUAUAUAGAAGUAAGUCUUAGAGACAAUACACACAAACGUACAAGAAGAACAAUUGGCAUGGAUUGCACUGAGAAUUCUAAAGAAGUCCGCUGUUGUCGGUACCCGCUGUCGGUAAACUUCGAAGAGUUCGGUUGGGACUGGAUAAUAGCACCGAAACAGUACGAUGCUAAUUAUUGCAGUGGCGAAUGCCCAUACAGUUUCCUUCAGAAGUACCCACAUACACAUUUAGUUCAUUUGGUAACGCCCCAAGGCAGCGGUGGUCCUUGCUGUGCCCCUCGCAAGAUGAGCAGCAUUUCUAUGUUAUAUUUUGAUGACGAUCUUAAUAUUAUCUAUGGUACGAUACCAGGCAUGGUUGUCGAAAGCUGUGGAUGUUCAUAGCACCUCUACGGAAAUUGCUUCAAGUGACU